Gloeophyllum trabeum ATCC 11539 is the source of this 522-nucleotide messenger RNA. RefSeq lists its product as uncharacterized. NCBI's taxonomy places the organism in Eukaryota, Fungi, Basidiomycota, Agaricomycetes, Gloeophyllales, Gloeophyllaceae. The transcript has 2 exons. The record is from RefSeq and is a predicted model, not a curated record. Bases 1 to 522 code for a protein of 173 amino acids.
AUGGUCUCCAAGCACUACUUAGACCAGCGUGAGGCAUGGCUAAUUGCUGGUACUCUUGACGUCUUCUGUGUGCAAUGGAUUGAUCGCGAAAGCGCACAAGCAUACGAUCAUAUGGCAUACCGGGAGAAAGAAGAUAGGACGGAGGAGCUGUGGGACGAAUGGAGGAGGCAGGAUGUCAUUGACAGGGAAAGUCGCGCAGCUCUUCGAGGGGCCGCGAGAGAUAAACCCCGUCAUGACAGGCUGCCAUUGUCCACUUUUGACACCCUUGCGCCACCGUUCAGCGACCAGGACAUCUCAGACUAUCUCAGCCAUCAGCCGGCCGAGAAGCGGAGGUUGAUGAGUUUCCAGGACUCGCUUCCUGUGCUCUCGAUAGAGGAUCUCAAGAAGACGGACUUGAAGAAAUGGUCAAAGCCUAUGCGACUUGGGUCUCCUGUUGCCAACCAGUACCUGUCCUACAUUCGUGAUGAUAUCAAGGUCCAGGCAGAUAAAAUAAUCCGUAAUUGGGGGCCGGCACCCCAGUAA